Messenger RNA from Ficedula albicollis (Collared flycatcher), 1180 nucleotides. RefSeq names its product 6-pyruvoyltetrahydropterin synthase (gene PTS). The transcript is spliced from 5 exons. The record is from RefSeq and is a predicted model, not a curated record. Gene Ontology annotation, cellular component: mitochondrion. Gene Ontology annotation, molecular function: 6-pyruvoyltetrahydropterin synthase activity. Lineage: Eukaryota; Metazoa; Chordata; Aves; Passeriformes; Muscicapidae. Bases 275 to 901 code for a protein of 208 amino acids. Gene Ontology annotation, biological process: tetrahydrobiopterin biosynthetic process.
AUCCUUGCUGUCCUUGCCCCAGGAGGGCUGGGCCACUCCUUCUCUGCAUGAUACAGCUUUUAGUUUCUAUUAAGAACUGGGAGGAAAUUUCAGCAGCAGGGGGUUGAACCAUAAGCAUGGGUUUGCCAGCUGAAUAGAUAAUAAAUAUUUAUCUUCAAAUGCCACUUCUUGAAUCAAAUCUGCUUGUUUGCACUCUGCAGAAUCGUUGUGAUUGGAAGGGAGAUUUUUCUAAGCAAAAGCCAUGCAAAUUAAACAGCCUGUAAACAUGAUUUGAAUGUUGUUUUUUUCACAAGUUCUCCCAUUUCUACACUCUGAGCACACAGAAUUGGAUCUCUCCAGUUCCUGGAGUGGCUCCCUGGGUUGUUGGCACCUGAAACCUCUGCUGAGGAGCUGCUUUAUCAGGGAAGACAGGCUUAUCUCCACCUGCCUGGGCCACCAGGCCUUGGGGAAGGAUUUUUGUGCCUCUGAGUCAUUGUUUUGUGGCAGAGUCCCCAUGCCUGGAUUUCCCAGAGUUUUUCAGAAACUCUGCACAUCACUAGAGAAGGUUUUCCACGGUCACUGUCCUGUUCACAGCAAGGAUUUGCAGUUCAAAGCUGUUUUCAUGCUUUUGUCAUCAUGCUUGAAGACUCUUCCAAUUGACCCAGUCUCGGGGAUGGUGAUGAACCUGACAGACCUGAAGGAAUACAUGCAGGCAGCGAUCGUGGAGCCACUGGACCACAAAAACCUGGACAAGGAUGUGCCCUACUUCUCUGAGGUGGUGAGCACCACAGAGAACGUUGCUGUGUUCAUCUGGGACAACCUCCAGAAGCUGCUGCCCCAGGGAGUCCUUCACAAAGUGGAAGUGCAGGAGACAGAGCAGAACGUGGUGGUUUACAAGGGAGAGGAAACCAUUGUGAAGUGAGAUCAGCCUCAGCUCAGCUGCUCAGGAGAGAUGCUCCAAAACCAGCUCAGUGCAUCCCUGCUCAGCCCUCCUGCAGCCAGCCCUGGUUCUGUGGAACAUCAGGACCGUGCAGAUGUUACACAAGGACCCUCACAGCUCUUUGCCCAUCUGGGUUCUCAGCAUGGGUUGGUUCCUCUGCUUUCUCUCAAGACCUUCCUGUUUUGCCAAGCUGAGCCACCCAGCUGAUGUGAAAUUUAGAAAUGUGCCGUGGUAAAUAAAGCAGCUUUGGAGGGAGGACAA